Messenger RNA from Mastomys coucha (southern multimammate mouse), 2327 nucleotides. It is a transcript of the gene Dmtf1, whose product is annotated as cyclin D binding myb like transcription factor 1. Gene Ontology annotation, biological process: regulation of transcription by RNA polymerase II. The transcript has 18 exons. Bases 286 to 2256 code for a protein of 656 amino acids. Lineage: Eukaryota; Metazoa; Chordata; Mammalia; Rodentia; Muridae. Gene Ontology annotation, molecular function: DNA-binding transcription factor activity, RNA polymerase II-specific; RNA polymerase II cis-regulatory region sequence-specific DNA binding. The record is from RefSeq and is a predicted model, not a curated record. Gene Ontology annotation, cellular component: nucleus.
CGGGGGCGGGGCGCGGCCGCGGCUCCGUUUCCGGUGGCUUGUUGCGCUCGCUCACCCCAGCUGCAGCCACUCUCUCCCGUGGCUGCUUCCUCCAUCCUGGUAUUUUUUGGAGCCUCCAUCCUGGUUCUUCCAAAGUGCCCGGACCCAAAACAGGAAAGUACUGCAGAUGUACAAGCAUGGAGGAGAAACAGUCUGGAUGACGUGAGUGAUGCUGCUGGCCAGAGCACAGAGGUGUGAUUCUAUGGGAAGGGCUGUAGCGAAUCCAUCCGUGGUCUAGAUUUGAGUAUGAGCACAGUUGGAGAGGAUUCUGACACAGUAACAGUAGAGGCUGUGAACUCUGUGACGUUUACUCAGGACACAGACGGGAACCUCAUUCUCCACUGCCCUCAGAAUGACCCUGAUGAAAUAGACUCAGAAGACAGUACUGAACCUCCACAUAAGAGACUUUGUCUGUCCUCUGAGGAUGAUCAGAGCAUUGAUGACUCUACGCCGUGCAUAUCGGUUGUGGCACUCCCACUUUCAGAAAAUGAUCAGAGCUUUGAGGUGACCAUGACGGCAACUACAGAAGUGGCAGAUGAUGAACUUUCUGAGGGAACUGUGACACAAAUUCAGAUUUUACAGAAUGAUCAACUAGAUGAAAUAUCUCCAUUGGGUACUGAGGAAGUUUCAGCAGUUAGCCAAGCAUGGUUUACAACUAAAGAAGAUAAGGAUUCUCUCACUAACAAAGGACAUAAAUGGAAACAAGGGAUGUGGUCCAAGGAGGAAAUUGAUAUUUUGAUGAACAACAUCGAGCGCUAUCUGAAGGCUCGCGGAAUAAAAGAUGCUACAGAAAUCAUCUUUGAGAUGUCAAAAGACGAAAGAAAAGAUUUCUACAGGACUAUAGCGUGGGGGCUGAACCGGCCUUUGUUUGCGGUUUAUAGAAGAGUGCUGCGCAUGUAUGAUGACAGGAACCAUGUGGGAAAAUACACUCCUGAAGAGAUUGAGAAGCUCAAGGAGCUCCGGAUAAAGCAUGGCAAUGACUGGGCAACAAUAGGGGCGGCCCUAGGAAGAAGUGCCUCUUCUGUCAAAGACCGCUGCCGGCUGAUGAAGGACACCUGCAACACAGGAAAAUGGACAGAAGAAGAAGAAAAGAGACUUGCAGAGGUAGUUCAUGAAUUAACAAGCACGGAGCCAGGUGACAUCGUCACACAGGGUGUGUCUUGGGCAGCUGUAGCUGAAAGAGUGGGUACCCGCUCAGAAAAGCAAUGCCGUUCUAAAUGGCUCAACUACCUGAACUGGAAACAGAGUGGGGGUACUGAGUGGACCAAGGAAGAUGAAAUUAAUCUCAUCCUAAGGAUAGCUGAGCUUGAUGUAGCUGAUGAAAAUGACAUAAACUGGGACCUUUUAGCUGAGGGAUGGAGCAGUGUCCGUUCACCACAAUGGCUUCGAAGUAAAUGGUGGACCAUCAAAAGGCAAAUUGCAAACCAUAAGGAUGUUUCAUUUCCUGUCUUAAUAAAAGGUCUUAAACAGUUACAUGAGAACCAAAAAAACAACCCAGUGCUUUUGGAGAAUAAAUCAGGAUCUGGAGUUCCAAACAGUAAUUGCAAUUCCAGUGUACAACAUGUUCAGAUCAGAGUCGCCCGCUUGGAAGAUAAUACAGCCAUCUCUCCAAGCCCCAUGGCAGCGUUGCAGAUUCCAGUCCAGAUCACCCACGUCUCUUCAACAGACUCCCCUGCUGCUUCUGUUGACUCAGAAACUAUAACACUAAACAGUGGAACACUACAAACAUUUGAGAUUCUUCCAUCUUUCCAUUUACAGCCCACUGGUACUCCAGGCACCUACCUUCUUCAAACAAGCUCAAGUCAAGGCCUUCCCCUAACACUGACCACCAGUCCCACAGUAACCCUGGCAGCUGCUGCUCCUGCUUCUCCUGAACAGAUCAUUGUUCAUGCUUUAUCCCCAGAACAUUUGUUGAACACAAACGAUAAUGUCACAGUACAGUGUCACACACCAAGAGUCAUCAUUCAAACUGUUGCUACAGAGGAUAUCACUUCUUCACUAUCCCAAGCAGAACUGACAGUUGAUAGUGAUCUUCAUUCACAUGGCUUUAUCCAGGCAUCUGAUGUUAUAGAUACUGAAUCUGUCUUGCCUUUGACAACACUAACAGAUCCCAUAUUCCAACAUCAUCAGGAAGAAUCAAAUAUAAUUGGAUCAUCUUUGGGCAGUCCUGUUUCUGAAGAAUCAAAGGAUGUUGAGGACUUAGUAAACUGUCACUAGAUUAUUAGAAACAGGUACUUCAAGAAGCCAUUGUCUGUCUCCAAAGAAAGGAGCCAUCCCAAGAGUUUUGG